Molecule: messenger RNA, 393 nt
Organism: Anopheles aquasalis
Lineage: Eukaryota; Metazoa; Arthropoda; Insecta; Diptera; Culicidae
Product: peritrophin-1-like
Cellular component (GO): extracellular region
Molecular function (GO): chitin binding
Source: RefSeq, a predicted model, not a curated record
GGGGAUAGGAUUUAGCAACGUGCAUUGACCAUAUAAAACCGAUCAGUAGCGUAAAGAUUCGCUCAGUCCAUUUACAAUUUGCUGCUGCUACGAUAACGUCAUGAAAGGUAUUGCAGUUUUGAUGCUAGUCGGCAUGCUUGCCACUGCUGCAUGUGCACAGGAAGCGGAACAGGUUUGUCCGGAGCAUGACGACAUUUUCAAUCCAGUGCACUUCCCGCACCCAACCAACUGUGCAAAGUUCUACAAAUGCUACAAUGGGGAGAAGUUUGAGAUUGAUUGUCCCGCCGGACUGCACUGGAGCAUCGAGAAGGACUAUUGUGACUAUCCCUCGGAAGCCGGAUGUACAUCCGAUUCCAUAAGAAUUGUAAAUAAAUUCUAAUUCUCCGAAAUCUA